GACAUAUUUGUUGUGUGAUUAUUUCGGUCCCGCUGGAGAAAUGUCACACAGCAGCCUCUAAGGGACGCUAUUGGCUUGCACAUUACUUUGCUCGGAUUGUCGUCAUGCACAGUCCUCCCUCCAAGUGACGAGGCACCGAAGGAGGCUUUCUCUCUUUUGUUGGCGCUGAAGGCGAUUGACAGAAUAACCUUCUCUUCUUCACGUUUGCAAGUAAAUGUUGAUCUAGUUGAUGGAAAGAGGGAACGGAUUAUUUACCAGAAGACAGAAUUACUCUCAUUUUAUUUUUUCCGCAAUGGAUUCUCACGGACGUCUCCCUUUUUCAUGCGCAAUAUGGAGGUUGUUUAACGGAUGGCGACCACAAAUGACAAUGUUGUUGUUUUUGCUUCAUUUGGUUACCACGGUAGGUGGUCAGAUUCGUUAUUCUAUCCCGGAGGAGAUGAAGAAAGGCUCGGUGAUCGGAAAUGUGGCGCAAGAUCUUGGUUUGGAUGUGAAACGGCUGCGUUCAGGGCGGGCCCGAAUCUUGACGGAAGACAACAUCCAGUACGCCGAGCUGAAGACAGACAAAGGGCUUCUCGUCGUCAAUGACAGAAUAGACCGGGAGCAGCUUUGUGGAGAUGUGACGCCAUGCAGCUUCAGCUUUGAGGUCAUUCUAGAAAACCCGAUUGAACUGCACAGAAUCAUUGUUGAGGUUUUGGAUAUAAAUGAUCAUGCUCCCGUAUUUGCACAUAAAGAUAAAGCUCUGGCAUUAGAAAUAAGUGAAUCUGCCACAGUAGGAGUGCGGUUUCCCCUGCAGGGUGCAGUGGAUCAGGAUGUGGGGCAAAACGCAUUGCAGAAUUACAUUUUGUCACCAAACGACAAUUUUAUCCUGAAUCAGCAUGCAAAUCCAGAUGGCAGUAAAUAUGUUGAAAUGGUGCUACAGAAGCCUUUAGACAGAGAGAGACAUCCCCGUUUGUCUCUAAAAUUAAUUGCAGUGGAUGGAGGAACACCACAGAGAUCAGGUACCGUCAAUAUAGAAAUAAAUGUUCUAGAUGCAAACGACAACGAACCCGUAUUUAACCAAUCAACAUAUAAGGCUACUGUUAUGGAAAACGCAAUGAAAGGAACCAGUAUAAUUACUGUAAAUGCUACAGAUGCUGAUAGUGGUUCUUAUGGCCUCAUUACUUACAGUUUGUCUAUAAUGAAAGGAAGUGUUGCAAAUCUAUUUAAUAUUAAUGAAAACACAGGCACAAUUUAUGUGUCUGGUCAAAUAGACUAUGAAAAGGACAGGAAGUUUGAAGUCAGGGUAGAAGCCAAGGAUCAAGGUGGGCUGACUGGGACCAGUAAAGUUAUACUUGAUGUUAUUGACAUAAACGACAAUGCUCCCAUUAUUAAUGUAAAAUCAUUUUCAAGUCCUCUACCUGAAGAUUCACCUCCUGGUACAACAGUUGCAAUUUUAAACAUAAAAGAUGCAGAUUCAGACAGAAAUGGACAAAUACAAUGUAAAAUAGAUGGAAAACUUCCCUUUAAGAUUGAGCCAUCUCUUACCAAAUAUUACAAUUUAAUCUCAGAUCAAUAUUUUGAUAGAGAGUCUGUUUCGGAAUAUAACAUAACCAUUACAGCCACUGACCUUGGGACACCUCCUCUUUCUAGUUCAACAAAGUUACAUCUUAGAAUCUCAGACAUAAACGACAAUGCACCAUUAUUUGAUCAAAAGAUUUAUUCUGCUUAUGUCUCAGAGAAUAAUUCUCCUGGUAUUUCCAUAUUUGCUGUCACUGCCAGAGAUGCUGACUGGAACCAAAACGCCAGAAUAUCUUAUCUUUUAGACGACACGCAGAUAAGCGGCAGUCCCGUUUCUACCUAUGUUUCCUUAAAUGCAGAAACUGGCGUUCUUAGUGCAGUUCGAUCAUUUGAUUAUGAGCAAAUCAAACAUGUGGACUUGGUGGUCCGAGCUCAGGACGGAGGCUCUCCUCCUCUCAGCAGCAACGUGAGCGUCCGAAUCCUGAUACAAGACCAGAACGACAACGCCCCUCAAGUCCUGUACCCGGUCCAGACGGGCGGCUCGGUGCUGGCCGAAAUGGUGCCUCGUUCAGCAGAUGUGGGCUACCUGGUGACUAAAGUGGUGGCUGUUGAUGUGGACUCUGGACAGAACGCCUGGCUCUCCUAUAAAGUGCACAAAGCCACAGACAGGGCGCUGUUUGAAGUGGGCCUACACAAUGGAGAAAUAAGAACUGUCCGCCAAGUCACUGAUAAAGAUGCUGUCAAACAAAGACUGACUGUUCUAGUGGAGGACAACGGGCAGCCCUCUCGUUCAGCUACAGUCAUUGUUAACGUGGCGGUGGCGGACAGCUUCCCUGAAGUGCUGUCAGAGUUCACUGACUUUAGCAUGCACGACAAGGAGUACAAUGACAAGCUGACUUUUUACUUAGUCUUGGCUUUGGCUGUGGUCUCCUUCCUCUUCAUCACCUGCUUGCUGCUUAUCAUAUCGGUCAAAGUGUACAGGUGGAGACGGUCUCGCAUCCUGUACCACUCCAACCUCCCUGUCAUUCCGUAUUAUCCGCCACGUUACUCGGACACUUUGGGGACGGGGACUCUCCCGCACGUGUACAAUUACGAGGUGUGCAGGACCACCGACUCCAGAAAAAGCGACAUGAAGAACAUGCAAGGGAUGAGUCAAAGUUUAGUGAGCGUGGAUGGAGCUGAUGCUGAUACACCGCAUGUGACCAAGCAGCUGUCAGGGAACUGUUCCCAGAUGUCAACUUUGGUGAGUCCCAUGCUUUUAUAGUCCUUUCUUUGGUAUCUUACACAUGGAAGACCCAUGUUUCGUGUUCUUGCUGGCCUUUUGGUUUGGCUUUUGUGUUUUACAGUACAUGACCCAUUGCAUCCAGGAUUCUCCUGUAAAUACUGUAAACACAUCCCUCACAUCCCUUUACUUUCCCACACCAACACACUCUUAACUUUGUAUCACUUUAAACUGUGAGGAGUGCUCUGUUUUUAUACUAACUCAUGACUCAGAUGGGUUAAGUGACAAUAACACUUCUAGGAUUAUAACAUGAACAGGGGCCACGCCAUUA
Messenger RNA from Doryrhamphus excisus (bluestripe pipefish), 3050 nucleotides. NCBI's taxonomy places the organism in Eukaryota, Metazoa, Chordata, Actinopteri, Syngnathiformes, Syngnathidae. The record is from RefSeq and is a predicted model, not a curated record.